Molecule: messenger RNA, 324 nt
Organism: Parnassius apollo (apollo)
Lineage: Eukaryota; Metazoa; Arthropoda; Insecta; Lepidoptera; Papilionidae
Source: the annotation of a GenBank genome assembly
AUGUCGACAAGCCAUGAAUCGCUAUACUCUUCGUCUGUGGUGCUGGCACAGUGUGAAUUUCGUCGCAGAUUUCCCGGCCGUCCGACACCAAAUGGACAAACACUGCUGCGUUUGGUCGCCCGCCUUGAGGAAACUGGGACAACACGAGAUGCUUCUCGGCGUGGCCGGUCUAGGAAUAGCCGUUCUGCUGAGAAUAUCGCCGUGGUAGCCGACGAUGUUGAAAUGGACCCCGGAACAUCGACCCAAAGACGUGCCACGAAAUUGGGCCUUAGCACGCGGUCCCUACGACAAAUUUUGGUGAAAUACCUGAAGAUGUUCCCUUAA